UACUCUUUCUCACUUCGUACCUAUCGUACCCAUCCUAACCAUCAUAUAUUAUCUUGUCGACUUAUCCCCAUCAUAGCCACUGCCCUGUUGCAGCAAAAAGAUACCAAAGAUACCCUUUAUCAGACGAAUUUCCGUCGCGGCAUAUUAUCUCGGCGUCCUUUCAGCCGACUGCACGUCAUCUAGAUCCGAAUUGCUAGGAUAAGGCUAAAUUGCCUCACGCCGCCUCCCACCAUCAAGUCGUCGUCCAGUAAUCAUCUCAUCAGUUGUCAUUCGUAACAGCCACCAGAGUGCAAUGGGUGACAACCGUGAGACCAACGGGUUGACCAACGGUCAUGUCAAUGGCCGCACCAAUGGCUAUACGAAUGGUCAGCGUGCCAACGGCUAUACCAACGGCAACACCAAUGGACAUACCAAUGGCAAUGCCACUACCAAUACCAAUGGCAAUGGCGGUCUAUGGACCAGCAAACGUGCACCAUCGGAAUGGUUUAUCGGUAGUAUAGACCAGGGCACCACGUCGUCGCGUUUUCUUAUCUUUAAUCGCCACAUGGAUCCAGUCGCCAGCCACCAAAUCGAAUUUGAAAAUCUCUAUCCUGAAUCGGGGUGGCACGAACAUGAUGCCUUAGAAUUGCUCAGCUCUGUUGAGUCUUGUAUCGAAAGAGCCAUUGAACAGUUUACUUUCAAAGGUUAUUCCAAGUCCCAAAUAAAAGCUGUAGGUAUCACAAACCAGCGCGAAACCACGGUAUGCUGGGAUAAGAUUACCGGCGAACCCCUAUGCAAUGCUGUUGUAUGGCCCGACACCCGAACCAAGGAUAUCGUCCGAGAUUUGAAGAAUUACCCUGGCGCCCAUGCUAUCCCCGAACUAUGCGGUCUUCCUCUGAGCACUUAUCCUUCCAGCGUAAAACUGGUUUGGCUGUUGAAGAAUAAUCUGACCGUGAGAAAUGCCUACGAAGAAGGCCGUCUCGCGUUUGGUACCGUAGAUAGCUGGCUAAUUUACCGCCUAAAUGGUAAGGAGAAGAAUAUCCAUGUCACGGAUACCACCAACGCGAGUAGGACCAUGUUCAUGAACUUGCACACCCGGCAGUAUGAUGACAGACUGCUCUCCUUCUUCGGAAUUGACAAGAACAAGGUUGCACUGCCCAAGAUUGUGCCAUCGUCAGACCCCGAAGCCUUCGGUACCAUUGGCCGCGGCGCCUUGGCCGGAGUAAGAAUUGCAGGUUGCUUAGGUGAUCAGGCCAGCGCGCUCGUCGGCCAGUGCGGAUUCAAGCCAGGCCAAGCCAAGAACACAUAUGGUACUGGAUGUUUCUUGUUAUACAACGUAGGCCACAGGCCGGUACUCUCCAAGUAUGGCUUGUUGGCGACGGUCGCAUUCGACUUUGGAAAGGGCCGGGAACCAGUUUACGCCCUGGAGGGAAGCAUAGCCGUGGGUGGUUCUGGCGUAAAGUUUUUGAUGAACAACUUAGGAUUUAUUAGAGACUCUAACAGAGUUGGUGAAUUGGCUGAGAGCGUCAAGGAUAAUGGCGGGGUGGUGUUUGUGACCGCAUUUAGUGGUCUAUUCGCACCGUACUGGAUUGACGAUGCGAAAGGUACUCUUUUCGGAAUAACGCAACACACACAAAGAGGUCACAUCGCACGUGCGACACUAGAAGCCACUUGCUUCCAGACUCGCGCGAUUUUAGAAGCGAUGGAGAAAGAUUCAAACCAUAAGCUUGCGUCUCUUGCCGUUGACGGCGGCAUGUCGAACUCAGACCUGACGAUGCAGACACAAGCUGAUGUCACAGGCAUCCGCGUGGAGCGACCGGCAAUGCGCGAGACCACGGCCUUAGGUGCCGCAAUCGCUGCCGGUCUAGCUGUCGAAGGUUGCUGGACUAGCUUUGAGGAGCUCACCGAGCUCACACGCAAAAAGCCAGGUCGUCGGGUUUUCGAGCCCAGAAUUGACCGGAAGAAAGCUGCGCGCAUGUAUCAGCACUGGGAAAGAGCUGUCGAGAUGAGUCGCGGAUGGGUCCGCGACGAUCUCUCUGACGACGAGAAUGAAGCUUCCAGGCCUGACAUCUUCAGGAAACCGACGUUGUAAAAUAUCAGAUGUCGGAGUUGGCGCCCCCUCUCAUUAAUAACCAUAAGUCGCAAUGGAGUGUGACGGGUAGGAGUGGAUCUUGGGCAUGAUAUCUGGUCAUUCACUGGAUGCACGAAGCGCUCAGCGGGCGCAAUGACCUCCAUUUCCUUGCAUUUGGACAUGUUGUUUCGGGAAUAGAUGCCCUGACAUGCAUGUCAUAUAUAGGCGGGCAAGCGUGUAAGGAGGCAAGCUUCAGCAGGGAAAGGCAGCUUACACACCUUUUUACUUAUUUAAACCUACCUUGUUUUGUACGUAGCAAAAGGUCGCACAUGCGGGAGGUUGGAUGGGA
Daldinia vernicosa is the source of this 2399-nucleotide messenger RNA. RefSeq names its product glycerol kinase. The transcript is spliced from 3 exons. Lineage: Eukaryota; Fungi; Ascomycota; Sordariomycetes; Xylariales; Hypoxylaceae. The coding region runs from base 293 to 2071 and encodes 592 amino acids. The record is from RefSeq and is a predicted model, not a curated record. Gene Ontology annotation, biological process: triglyceride metabolic process; glycerol metabolic process; glycerol-3-phosphate biosynthetic process. Gene Ontology annotation, cellular component: mitochondrion. Gene Ontology annotation, molecular function: glycerol kinase activity.